Molecule: messenger RNA, 1053 nt
Organism: Guillardia theta CCMP2712
Lineage: Eukaryota; Cryptophyceae; Pyrenomonadales; Geminigeraceae
Exons: 10
Coding region: 57-764 (235 amino acids)
Molecular function (GO): hydrolase activity
Source: RefSeq, a predicted model, not a curated record
GCGCAGGUGAAAAUUGGCAGAUGAGGUCAAGACCGCCCGUGCUCGCAGGAGCCACCAUGGUGUCUGCCGUCUUCUAUGCUUCAUACCCCGCACAAGGAUUCAUGCUGUCAACGCCAAUUCAUCGCAAAGUUGCGAGAAUCUCCGGAAACUACAGAAACAAGGGAUUCCCCGCUUCCCUGCUUCGCUCAGAUGAUAAGAUACAAAUCCAGAGGCAAUCUACGACGCAGCCUCGUUCCAUUUAUCCCGUCAUGUCGCAGAACCGAAUAGAACCAGAAAGUCAAGCAGAGAACAUGAAACCUCGAUCAGCCGUGGCCGUGGCAGGCUGCCGCCUCCUCCCAUCGGGUGAGACUGAGUGGCUGCUGAUCAAGCGCGGGAAGCCGCCCUCCUACGGCGAGUGGAGUCUGCCGGGUGGAUCAGUGGAGUUGGGCGAGAGCACUAUAGCAGCAGCGAGACGCGAGCUGUGUGAAGAGACGAGGCUCUCGUCGAAUGAUGUGAAGUUCUUCGAAGAUUCGUUCAUGACUAGCGAUGCUAUUGUCAAAGAUGCAAGAAGCGACGUGACGCUGUUCCAUUACGUUAUCGCUCAGCUGUUUGCCGAGAUCAAGCCAGAGGCUCAAGUGGUGGCGGGAGAUGAUGCUCUAGACGUGGGAUGGUUUACCAAGGAGAAGAUCCGAGAAUCUUCCUUCGGCGCAGUAUCCCCGGGGGUGCUGAGGGUGGUGGAGAGAGCGGAAGAGCUCAGGAGGGCAGGAUGUCUUAAGCUCGAUUGACCACUCUCCACUUCCUCCCCCCCCCUCUUCCUCCCCCUCCUCGUCCUCGUCCUCGUCCUCGUCCUCGUCCUCGUCCUCGUCCUACCACAACCGCUGGGGAAACACUCGAUGCGGAUCAUCUUCUUGGUUCCAGUUGCCAUCCACCGGGUCGUCCUGCAGGAAACAAUGAACGAGAGCAGGGUGCCAAAAGGAGCGAUUUCACAUAUUCGUAGUCGUCGAAAGUUCCCAGCUGUAGCCAGCGGGUGAGGAAUGCUGAAGAAGCAAGCAUAAACAUCCUUACCGAUCUCUG